CAUCUGAUCCUCCAUAUGUUUGUUCUGUCAAUUAUACCUCCCAAUGAAUUCUCAAUGUAAAAAGUACCAUUUUUCUGUAGACUUUUGAUUUAUUUUUCAGUUUUUGCCUCCAACAAUGGCGAUAAAGGAACUCGGAUUCAUCUUCACUCGCCGUAGGUCCCUCCACAGGGUGAUCGAUUUGUUCCUUCAUUGUUUUUGAUGCUGGGACUCGUGUAAAGAAUAUUGGAGAUGGCUACUCCCAGUAUCCUGCCAAGCCUAGACAAUGGUUUGCAAGAAUCUAAUGGGUGUUUAGAAGAUAGUUUGCAAAAUGAGCUUGAGUUGAUUUUGCAAGCACAGAUAAGUCAACAAACCAUUGGUAGAGAAAGGGAUUUGAAUAUGUUCAGGAGUGGUAGUGCGCCACCAACUGUUGAGGGAUCCUUAAAUGGAAUGCUUUCUGAAGAGGAGAUUCGUUCUCAUCCAGCAUAUCUUUCAUAUUAUUAUUCUCAUGAUAACAUAAACCCAAGGCUGCCCCCACCGCUGCUAUCAAAAGAACAUUGGCAUGUUGCACAAAGGUUUCAGGGUGGAUUUGGAGGAAUUGGGAACUGGAGAAAGAAGAAGUUAAUUGAUGAUGGUGACAGUUCAUCUCUGUUUUCAGUGCAGCCAAACCUCUCUGUACAACAGGCAGAAAGUGAUUUGAUGGAACUGAGGAAUGUCAGUGGAAGGGAUCUCUCAAGGAAGAUGUCAGCUGAGUGGCUGGAUAGAGGCUCAGAUGGCUUGAUUGGAAUGUCAGAUGCUGGGCUUGGCACUAGGAGGAGAAGUUUUGCAGACAUUCUUCAGGAAGGACUUGAACGACCUGUAACCUUAUCAGGCCACUCGUCACAGCCAGCCAGUCGUAAUGCUUUUGGUGAGAUAAUGGAAGCUUCUAUCACUUCUAAUCCUAGUUCACCUCAGCUGUGUAAUGGAGUGGAACCAGGAAAAGGCUUGUGUGCUGGAGCUCAUCCUGAGCUGGCAGGACUUCAGAGCCAUGGUACAAGUUCUUCUCACUCUUUUGCAUCAGCUGUGGGUGCAUCAUUGUCAAGGAGUACAACCCCCAAACAACAUGUGCUUGGGAGGUCUCCUAGUUCUGGUCUUCCUCUUGUUGGGAGCAACAAGGUUUGCCCUAUUGAUAAGAGGAACGUUGUUGGCUCUAAUGUCCAAAAUGGAAAUCCUUCUGCUCAGAAUGAACUUGGUGAAAUUGCAACUGCCUUGUCAGGCUUAAUCUUGUCAAAAGCUAGGCAUAUAGAUGAGGAUAGUCAUCUGCAAUCUCAGCUUCAAGGGAGUAUUGAUAGUCGGCCUGGUUUUCCAUUUAUUAUGCCCAAUGGUUAUAACACCAACAUUCACCAUCAUUUUGUAGACGAGUCCAACGCUGAAAACCUGUCAUUUCAGGCCAACUAUACCGACUUAUCAAGGAAAAAUGCAGUUGCACCAAACCUUAAUGCUUCCAAGAUAUACAAGUGGACAAGUAAACAUAUCCAGAAGAACUUCCUCUACUGUGAACCUUUACUCCAAAAUGCAUCCUUCAGAACUUGCAAGCUUGGAAGGAUCUCAUCCAAAUAAAAGUUUCACUGGUCAUCAAACUGGUGUUUGUUCUGCUGAUCAGAGGUUGAAUUCAGCAAUUAAGAUCCGACAAAAUGCAGGCUAUGAUGAAAGAUGCAUUUGGAAACUAUGUUGUGCAAAAGGUUCUUGAAAUCUGCGAUGAACAGAGUCUUGAGUUGAUUGUUUCUUGAAUCAAGGUUCAUUUAAAUG
Molecule: messenger RNA, 1764 nt
Organism: Rubroshorea leprosula
Lineage: Eukaryota; Viridiplantae; Streptophyta; Magnoliopsida; Malvales; Dipterocarpaceae
Source: the annotation of a GenBank genome assembly